Messenger RNA from Astyanax mexicanus (Mexican tetra), 6257 nucleotides. RefSeq names its product OAF homolog a (Drosophila) (gene oafa). The record is from RefSeq and is a predicted model, not a curated record. Bases 638 to 1444 code for a protein of 268 amino acids. The transcript is spliced from 4 exons. Lineage: Eukaryota; Metazoa; Chordata; Actinopteri; Characiformes; Acestrorhamphidae.
AAGUUUGGAGGCCGGAGUUGAGAGCUGAGAGCUGAGCUGCACUUUGGAUCAUGAAGGAAGUGACGGAUCUCGGUGAGCGAGGGAGCAGAAUAAAGGAGUGAAGGAGGAGAGAAGAACAGAAAGUAAAGCCGAGGUGUCGUGUUGGGUGUGUGUGUGUGUGUGUGAGAGUGUGUGUGGGUGUGAGAAGCUCAGCAUGUUGAAUGGAAGUGAGUGUUGUUGUGUGUGUGUGUACGAGCCUCCAAUAACAGCAGCAGCAGCUACUACUAUUACUACUACUACUACUGCUCCAAUCUCAGCGAGCACUCCUCUUCCUCCUCCUCCUCUUUCUCUUUCUCUCACCCUGCUGAGAGUGACCAGCUCACCCUCCACUCCUCCUCCUCCUCCUCCUCCUCCUCCUCCUCACCACCUCCACCACCACCUCCAGAGAAUGACUGAUCUUCACUCUGUUCACUCUCAGACUCGAGAACAUGGGAGGAGAAGCUGUGAGACACACCAGCAGUGUGUUUGAGUGAGUCUGGAACCUGAUUGGAAUGGACUCUGGAGGACCUUCUUCAUCAUCAUCAGGAUGAUUAUGUGUGUUUACUGUGCACCCCUCUGCUUUUGAAGCUUCUGGAAGCCUGUGUGAGUCUGGUCUGGUAUGUUGGUGUCAGCUGGACCUCCUCUACUGCUGCUACUGCUGCUCUGUGUCCUGGUCACCCUCUCACACUGCUCAGAACUGAAGGUGCGGGUCAGGCUGGCUGAUGGACACAUUACAGAAGAGGUGCUGGAGGCGGACAAUGAGCAGGACUCAGUCACACUGGAGUUCAAGCAGGCUGAUGGCACUCUCAUAACCUUUGUGGCUGAUUUUAAGCAGGAUGUGAAGAUUUUCCGGGCAUUGAUCCUGGGCGAGCUGGAGCGAGGACAGAGUCAGUACCAGGCCCUGUGCUUCAUCACUCGACUCAACCACAAUGAGAUCAUCCCCAGCGAGUCUAUGGCCAGACUCCGGCAGAAAAAUCCGCACACCAUCCGUGCGGCGGAGGAGAAGAGGGCGACGGAGGGGCUGAGCAUGAACGUGGCGGUGAACCUGACGCGGGCGUGGCAGCUGAGCGCCCACCUCCUCAACACGUGCAGCGUGGCCCGCGAGGCCGUGUACACACGCGAGGCCGACAUGCGCCACUGGCUGGACUCAGGUGCUGAGAGCUCCAUGUUCGAGAUCCUGCCGCAGGGGGUGGAGGUCCCCGACCUGCAGAGCUGCCGCUCAGUGAAGGACCUGUGGCAGCCGUGCUGCUGCAGCUACAGCCUGAGACUGGAGUGGUACCCCUGCCUGCUGAAAUACUGCCGCAACCGGGACUCCUCGGGGCGCAGCACCCCCUACAAAUGCGGCAUCAAAAGCUGCAGCAAGGGCUACAACUUCACCUACUACACCCCCCACAAACACCUGUGCCUGUGGGAGGAGGAGACCUAGCACGACCACCACCUCCGCUGCCGCUGCUGCUUCUACAGCCAGGAGAUCCAGGACCUCGUUUUUAAUUUAGAAUUCUCUCAAGCAUUUCAUUUCUACAAGAUUUUCUUAUUUAUGAUCAAGUCUUUGGAUUUCAGUGCAGCCCUGAGCUGUUUAACGCGGAGGCACCAGGAUUUUGCGUGGUUUCUCCAGGCGUAGAUAAUAAGGAACAGCUUUGUCUCCUAUGCAAAUGGUGCCAUUCUUGCUGGUGGCCUUUCUGGAACUUUUGAGGCCUUUUUUUUUUUUGUUUUUCUUCGAUUGGCUCAUCACCCUAGAAUUAAGGGUUGAGCGAGGACAGAGAACACAACACAGAACAUAAAUUGCUCAAUUUAAAAGGAGAAAUCUGGUGUGAAAUGGACUUUGGGUGUAUUAAAACGUGCAAACGUAAUAAAAAGUACUUAUCUUUUAUUAAAUAGCUCACCGCCGCUCUCCUGCAGCUUUCUGAGAUCCAGAUUUUUUAUGCAUAUAUUUUGCGCCUACAGAUAAAUCACUUUAUACACCAUAUCGUUUUAACAUUUAAAACGAGGCAUUUAAAAUUUUAAAACUGCACACAAAGUUUAUUAAAAGCAGUUGUUAACAUUCCAUAGUGUAGAUAAAUCUCAGGGCGGCGCUAUAAGUCAACCAUUAAACACGAACAUAUAGGUGAACGUAUAGUUGAGCAGAUUGCAAAAUGAAGUCCUUGGAAAUGCAUGCUGUUGCUAUAUAAAAAAAAAAAAACUGGUUUUUAAUCGCAGUUUUUAAUCAUGCAUCUUGGCAUCAUGUUCUCCUCCACCAGUCUUACACACUGCUUUUGGAUAACUUUAUGCUGCUUUACUCCUGGUGUAAAAAUUCAAGCAGUUCAGUUUGGUGGUUUGAUGGUUUGUGAUCAUCCAUCUUCCUCUUGAUUUUAUUCCAGAGGUUUUUAAUUUGGUAAAUUUGGUAAAAAAUCUCAAAAUAUUUUACUAUUCGUUUGUGCUCGACGGUUGAUUGGUUAUUGUAACUUAAAUUUAAAGAUGGCGGCACUCUGAGAUUUAUCUAUGCUAUGGGUAUAAAAACUAUGCUUUUAAUAAACUUCUUGUGCAGUUUAAAGUUUUAAAUGUCAGGUCUCUCCAGAUUCUACUAAUGUAGAGUGUGGAGCUACUUUGAGCCUGAAUAAUGGUGUAAAAAGUGAUUUAUCUGUAAAAUAUGCCCCAUAUCACUCAUUCUAAAGUCUGAUUGGGCAAAGUGCACAAAAUACUAGACCUCAGAAAGCUACAGGAGAGCGGAGGAGAGCUUUUUUAAACAAAGGUAAGUACUUUUAAUGAAUCACGUUUUAAUGAAUACACCCAAAGUCCGUUUCACACAAGAGUUCUCCUUUAAUCCCAACAGACUGUGAAUCAGCCAUUAAUGACACAACAAGCUAGAAUCUGCCGAUUAGCCGGGUCGAGUUCAAUCAGGGUGCCGAGCUAGUUUCUCUUCAGAACCUGCUUUUAUUUAUUGUACUUGCUGUGGGGGAAUUAUUGAAGAAGCUAAAUGCACAUGUUUGGAAAGAAGCCCGUUUCUUUCUUCCUUUUUGUUUGAAUAUUUCAUCGCCGUGUUGAAAUUGAAAUCAGAUGACUCUAAAGAGGGACUCUUUUUAAUGUUUCGUGGAUGUUAUUGAGGUCAGAUGUGAUUUUUUUGAUGCCAGAUAAAAGCAGACAUGAUUUUGAUUCUGUUAAGUUUGCAUGCAGUUCAUCAGAUUCAGAGUGUAAAUCUGAUUGUAUAAUGUCUGUCCAUCACUCUGAAUAAGAGGAGGGAGGGGGUCAUUGGUUCACAGUCACAGUCACAGUCACAGAAGGUGGGGUUUGUCUGGCUUUUUGAUGUUGAUUUUGGAUUUAGUUUUUUUAGGGAUGUUUUGUCAGUAUUUUGGCCUUUUAUUUCUCUUUUUACACAAAAUCACAAUUUAUCUUUAAGUCAUUUUCUAUUCCAGCAGGGACUAAUUAGCACCUUUUUCUGCCUUUAUGAAAAAACAAAGUUAUACCUGCAGAUGAAAUUAGAUGAAUUAGAUGUUUGCAAAUUAUUCUAUUAUACAGCUCUGGAAAAAAAGAAGAGAGCACUUCAGUUUCUGAAUCAGUUUCUCUGAUUUUGCUAUUUAUAGGUUUAUGUUUGAGUAAAAUGAACAUUGUUGUUUUAUUCUAUAAACUACAGACAACAUUUCUCCCAAAUUCCAAAUAAAAAUAUUCUCAUUUAGAGCAUUUAUUUACAGAAAAUGAGAAAUGUCUGAAAUAACAAAAAAGAUGCAGAGCUUUCAGACCUCAAAUUAUGCAAACAAAACAAGUUUUUAAUCACAGUUUUUUUUAAAGCAUCUUGGCAUCAUGUUCUCCUCCACCAGUCUUACACACUGCUUUUGGAUAACUUUAUGUUGCUUUACUCCUGGUGCAAAAAUUCAAGCAGUUCAGUUUGGUGGUUUGAUGGUUUGUGAUCAUCCAUCUUCCUCUUGAUUAUAUUCCAGAGGUUUUCAAUUUGGUAAAAUCAAAGAAACUCAUAAUUUUUAAAUGCUCUCUUAUUUUUUUCCGGAGCUGUAAGUUCCAAUACUACAGUUUUCCAGUUGAAACUGAUUGUCUGCAGUAUCACUUUGUACACAACACUGACAUCUGCUGGUUAUAUUUCUAGUAUACAGUGAGACAGUGCCAAGUCUCAGCCUUUGAUGAGUUAAACUCAUCAAACCAAUGCAAGAAAUGUGAUUUUUACUUACUGAGCCUUAAAUACUGUCCCAGAUAACAUGUCCAUGUGGAGCCUAUAUGGGUAGAUCAAUUGGGAACCAGAAGUAUUGUCCACAGAUUGCAUCUGUGCACAGAUCAUUGUACAUGGACCUUGAAGUAGGGGUGUGCCAUAGCGUAUCGUACAUGAUAAUAUCGCCAAAAAAUUUUAAUAUCGUGAAUGAUAUUAUACCCUAAAAUAUUGUGCCAUAUCACCCACCCCUAAUUACCUAAUUAUCACAUCAGGGUUCUACUUUUUUACUGUUUUUAUCAAAAUAAAAAUUCACACUGUUCUUAUUUCCCAUUAUAUAAUAUCUACUAGAUACAGAUUAUAUCUGCCCAGUAUCAUUUAUUUUACUUUAAUCCUGGAUAUAUGGAGAUAUUUGGAGUGCAUUAUUAUUAGUAUAAUGAUAUUCUGGAUCAUUGACUUGUGUUACAAAUCUGAUAAAAUUAUUUUUUUAAGUAUCUGCAACAAUAAAAUUCAAAAUAAUUUUUCUUAUUCAGUAUUUUGUCAAAUCGCCAAAAGUAUCAUUAUCGUGAAAAUAUUGUGAUAAUAUUUUAGAGCCAUAUCGCCCACCCCUACCUUGAAGCUUUAAUAAUCUAAUUCAACUGACCUGACUUAUAUUACAUUUUUUACUAAAAUUCAUCAUUUGGAUUUUUAACAGUGCUUAUUUGUGUUUUGAACUUGUGACCUGGUGAAAUUUACUGAAAUCGUAUCGUACGCUAUAAUAUCGCCAACAUUCUUUAAUAUGGUGAACGAUAUCAUAUCCUGAAAUAUGGUGCCAUAUCACCCACCCCUAAUUAUCACAUCAGGGUUCUACUUUUUUACUGUUUUUAUCAAAAGAAAAAUUCACACUGUUCUCAUUUCCCUUUAUAUAUCUACUAGAGACAGAUUAUAUCUGUCCAGUAUCAUUUAUUUUACUUUAAUCCUGGAUAUAUGGAGAUAUUUGGAGUGCAUUAUUAUUAUUAGUAUCAUGACUAAUAAUUCUGGAUCAUUGACUUCUGUUACAAAUCAGAUAAUUUUUUUUUUUAAAUAUCUCAGUUAGGGGUGUUUCAUAUCAUAUAUCAUAUCAUAUAUCAUAUCAUAUCAUAUCAUAUGCAGUAAUGAAAUUAAAUUUUCAUUUUGUUGCAGUAGUAAAAUUUCAGUAAUUCAGUGUUUGUCAUAUACUUGCUAAGAGUAUUGUUAUCGCGAAAAAUACCAUGAAAUAUUGUAAUAGUAUUUUAGAGUCAUUUCGCCCACUCCUAUUUGAAAUGUACAAGUUCAAAACACAAAAAAACUAUGUUUAAAAAUAAAAUUUAUGAAUUCUGCCAUUAAACAUUUCAUGUUUAUUUAAGAUAAAUAUAUUCUAGUGUAAAAUAUAUACAGCUCUGGAAAACAUUUGUAAAUCAGUUUCUCUGAUUUUGCUAGUUUUAAGAGUUUAGAAAUCAAUAUUUGGUGGAAUAACCCUGUUUGUUUUUAAUCACAGUUUUUUUUAAUGCAUCUUGGCAUCAUGUUCUCCUCCUCCACCAGUCUUACACACUGCUUUUGGAUAACUUUAUGCUGCUUUACUCCUGGUGCAAAAAUUCAAGCAGUUCAGUUUGGUGGUUUGAUGGUUUGUGAUCAUCCAUCUUCCUCUUGAUUAUAUUCCAGAGGAUUUUAAUUUGGUAAAAUUAAAGAAACUCAUCAUUUUUAAGUGCUCUCUUAUUUUUUAAUAUAUAUACUUAUGUCAGCUUUUAAGCUCCAUACAUACAGAGCCUAGAUUGGAUCAGUGUGAUCACCUGGAACCCACUUAACCUAUAUUUAACCCAUAUGAUCCCCACAAGAGCAGGUUGACUGGGAUGAUCUGGGAUAAAAAAUAAAAAAAAGUCUGAUUCACUUUAUUUAAUUCGUUACACAAAACAAGACAGUGAUGAAAGCAGCCGGCCAAGCUGUGGAAUACUGAAUUAAAAUACCUUUAUGUGCCUUAAUGCUUCAGUGUUUACUGAUUCUUUUAUGAGUAAACAUAGAAAUAAAGUGUCAAAGAUAUUUUUCUAUGAAAAUGUUGGAUAUGAAUAUGAAUGUGAAGUAAUAAUUUGAAAUAAAAUUAAAAUUCCACAAGAAA